AUGCUGAUUAUUGGAGCUAUUGGCAGUAUUGUUGUCGGAGUAUCUUUUCCACUGAAUUUACUUAUUGUUACUGAAGUUGUCAAUGGGUUUGUGGCUCCCAAUGCUAACACACAAGCACUUAAGAUUAUGGAUGAGAUGAUAAAGUGGUAUAUUCUGCUGGCCUCAUUAACACUUGUCUUUGCUUUCGUCCAAAUGUUUUGCUUCAGUCUGUCAUCUAAACGACAGAGCCGAAGGAUUCGAUUAAGGUUAUUUAAGCAAAUGCUUCGACAAGACGCCAGUUGGUUUGAUAGACAAUCUAUGGGCGAUCUCAUUACAAAAAUGACUUCCCAAGUGGAUCAAAUCGAGGCGGGUAUUGGCGAUCGGCUGGGUCGUUUUUUGCAAAACCUGAUUCUUUUCAUUAGCUGCUUUGGCAGUGCCUUCCAAAACCAAUGGAAGAUAGCCCUUGUAGGGCUCUCCACCACACCUCUCAUUGUCGUAGCAUUCGUUGUUUUGGGUGUGGGUUUAAGUCGCUACUCCAUAAAAGAGGAAAAGGCGUAUUCACAUGCCAACAGCAUCGCCAGUGAAGUACUCACCUCUAUUAGAACGGUGUUUGCUUUCAUCGGUCAAAAGAAGGAGUCGACUCGAUACAAUGCAAACCUGGGUGCAGCGGCAAAGGUCUCCUUCAAAAAGAACAUCAUCGUCGGUUUCGGCGCCGGUUUGAUCAGCUUCUCGAUAUUUGCCUCUGCUGGUCUCACUUUCUGGUACGGCGUCAAGUUGAUAAGCGUCGGGGAGUCCGGUGUGGAUGGCGGCAAGAUUGUGUCGGUUGUGCUGGCAUUUCUGGUGGGCAGCAUAGCCCUCGGCCUUGUUCUACCCGAAUUCACUUACUUCGCCCGUGCAGUCGCUGCUGCCAGAAGCACCUUCAGGGUCAUCGAGAGGGAGCCUCGCAUUGACAAGGACCGAAAAGGCGAAAUCAUCGAGGAUUUCAGGGGUCACAUUGUGUUCAAAAACGUCACCUUCCACUAUCCUACGAGACCGGAGGCAAAGACUCUGGACAAUCUCUCCAUUGAGAUUCGACCUGGAAUGACGGUGGCAAUAGUUGGUCCAAGCGGUUCGGGCAAGAGCACAACAAUUCAACUCAUCCAACGUUUCUAUGACACGGUCUCGGGCGAAGUUCUGAUCGACGGGAGGAACAUCCGAGAACUGGACUUGAAGUGGUUUCGCGGACAGAUAGGGGUGGUGCAACAGGAGCCUGUUCUCUUCUCUGGUACUAUAGCUGAAAACAUUGCCCUUGGUUGCCCAAAUGCCACCGAUGAAGAAAUCGAAAUUGCUGCCAAAAUGGCCGACGCGCACGACUUCAUUCUCAAACUUCCUCAGGCGUACAAAACGCCAAUAGUGGAGGGCGGCGGAAGCAUGUCGGGUGGACAGAAACAGCGAAUCGCGAUUGCCAGAGCACUUAUUCGAAACCCCAAAAUCCUUUUGUUGGACGAGGCGACUUCGGCACUGGACACGCGCUCUGAACGCAUCGUCCAACGCGCUCUCGACCAAGCCUGCAGUGGACGUACCGUUGUAGUGGUUGCUCACCGUCUCACGACCGUUCGUAACGCUGACACAAUCGUUGUAAUGGAUAGAGGUCGGGUGCAGGAGAUCGGGACACACGACCAGCUGGUCGCUCUCAAGGGCAUCUACGCAAAAAUGCUCUCCUCCGCACCGGUGCGUCCUCGCAUUCUUCCACCACCUAGUAAUCGGGCUGGAGAUAUGGAAGAAGAGGACACAGAGACUGACAGCGAGGCAGAGGAGGCAGAGGAGGCAGCAUCGGCGGUGGAGAAUGAGAUGAUCGAUCGACCAAGGCGGUUGUCAAGAGACGAGCUGCGCAAGCCAAGUAAGUGGACGCUGUCCCAGCGGUGGUCGGACGCUGAGACUAUGCUGGAGGCUCUCACCGAGAUGUCCGGCACCGAAAAGACUUCGAAAAUGAAAGGUCAACUAAUGAGGGCACUGAAGCUGAAUCGCCCGGAAUUUCCCUACCUUUUCGCCGGACUUUUUUUAUCCCUGGCUUCUGGACUGAGUCAACCAGCCUUUGCAAUUCUCUACUCGGAGAUGUUUGGGAUAUUUUCCCAAAUCUCAACACCGGACGAAAAACUGGCUCAAACUGCCUUCUACUCGGGCAUGAUGGCCGUACUUGGACUCGCACGCUUCACUGCGCAGCUCCUAUCGGGAUGUGCGCUGGGCUACGCGGGAGCCGAACUCACGAAACGUGCGCGAUCACUUUUGUUUGAAGCUAUACUAAAACAAGAGAUUGGCUGGUUCGAUCGAGUAGAGAACAGCCCCGGUAUCUUGACUGCCCGCCUGGCCACAGAGGUCUCGGCACUGGAGACGGUGACGGGUAUGCAGUUGGGCACUCUGAUGGAGGCGUUGAGUCUAAUCAUUGCCUCCCUCGUCAUCGGUUUCACCUACAGUUGGAUUCUCUCCCUCGUCAAUCUCUGCUUCGUGCCCCUUCUAGUUGUCUCUAGUGCCCUACAGAUGAACCAAAUGUCGGCGAGCCUGAGUCCCCACGAAGUGAAGGGCUCGCAGGUGAUGCAGGAGACCAUCUCCGCGGAGAGGACAGUGACGAGUUUCGGUUUGGAGUCGCACUUCUACACGAUCUUCAGGCAGCGCUGUACCCCUGAAUCAAUAGACAAAUACAAGGAGGCGUUGAUGUUUGCACUGGUCAACGGGAUCGCUUCUUCGCUGGCCAUCUUCCAGGCUUGUGCCUCCUUCUACGUUGGGGCUGUGCUUCUCUCCCAGGACAAGACUACCGUUCUAGCAGUGUUCCGAACUUAUUCCGCCUACAGUUUCGGAAGCCAAGCCUUAGGACGUGUGGCAUCACUAGCACCAGAGUUUAGGAAAGCCUCACAUAACGUUAAGCUGGUUUUCGCCACACUCGACCGACAGACCAAAUCUGACGCCAACGAGGGCGACUUUCCCAAGGAGCCGUUUGAUGGACGCGUGGAGUUCCUCAAUAUCGACUUUCGCUAUCCUACCCGACCCAACACACGUAUUCUACGGCGUUUCAGCCACACUGUCGAGGCGGAUCAGUCUGUGGCACUCGUAGGCCAAUCGGGAUGUGGCAAAUCCACUCUCCUUCAGUUGGUUCAACGUUUCUACGACGUGUCCGAACACGGUCCCAACAGCGGAAUUUUCAUCAAUGGACGAGAUGUGCGCACUCUUGCGCCCAAUUGGAUCCGUCAGCAGAUCGGCGUCGUCUCGCAAGAGCCCAAUCUGUUCGACCUAAGCAUUAGGGAGAACAUCGCCUACGGAGACAACUCGAGAGAGGUUUCCAUGGAGGAGAUUAUAGCUGCUGCGAAAGAGGCCAAUGCUCAUUCGUUCAUUGAAACUCUGCCUGAGGGCUACGAGACGUCAGUGGGAGCACGUGGUUCGCAGUUGUCGGGUGGUCAGAAGCAGCGCAUCGCCAUUGCUCGAGCGCUAAUACGGAAACCGAAGCUCCUGCUUCUGGAUGAGGCAACCUCGGCAUUGGACAACGAGUCGGAGCGCAUUGUGCAGGCGGCGCUGGAUGAGGCGAUGGCGAAGGGUGGACGAACGAGUCUGGUAGUGGCACAUCGUCUCACCACGGUGGAGAACUGCGACGUUAUUGUGGUGUUACAGGAGGGCCAACGGGUUGAAUACGGUCGACCGGCUGCACUGAUGCAGGCCCGCGGAGUUUUCUACACCCUACACAAUGUGGAUGCAGCAGUAAAUUAA
Molecule: messenger RNA, 3714 nt
Organism: Echinococcus granulosus
Lineage: Eukaryota; Metazoa; Platyhelminthes; Cestoda; Cyclophyllidea; Taeniidae
Product: Multidrug resistance protein
Exons: 18
Coding region: 1-3714 (1237 amino acids)
Biological process (GO): transmembrane transport
Cellular component (GO): membrane
Molecular function (GO): ABC-type transporter activity; ATP hydrolysis activity; ATP binding
Source: RefSeq, a predicted model, not a curated record